ACAUCUAUGCUACUUGGGAGAAGCAUAUCCAUUUCAUCUGGUUCCGGAGCUCCUCAGGGGCCUGGUGGUGGUGGGAUCUGUGUGCUGCCUGAUGGAAAUGGCAUGGGGAUGAUCUGUGGUAUGAAUGGAGGCAUGCCUACAGCCAGGCAUGGCUUUCAAGGAAUUGACUCACCAUCUAUGCCGAGUUCUGGGAGUAUGACUUUUAGUAUGGUAGCAAUGCCAAACACGGUAAAUAUGCACCCUGGAGUAGGCUCUGGUCAAGGCAACUCAAUGUUGAAACCUCAUGACAACAUGCAUAUGAUGGGGCCUGUCCAAAAUCAAGAAACUCCAAGGCAGAUGAUGAUUGCUGAUCUUCAGGUUCAGGACCUCAGCCAUGAUGUACCACCUCCGUUUGGGGGUUUAAUUACCUCUUGCUCCAGCCAAGAUGUACCGCCUCCGUUGGGGGGUUUUAUUCCAUCAUACCUACCUCAUCAUCAUCAGUCCUCUCAAUUGUCACACAUGCGUAGUAGUCCUCUUCAUUCUCAUGCUCCAGGUGCUGCCAAUCAUGCCUGCAACACACAGCAACCUAGUUAUGCAUCACCUUUGAAAAAAGAAAAACAAAUGCAUCGGCGACAUGUACAACAAAAGCAGAAGUUUAAUACAUCAAACUCUUUAAUACGGUCUGUACAGCAACACCAACUUCCUUUGUCUCCCCCAUUUCAUAGUAGUCUCCAAAUCACAUCACGAAGUCCUCCACAUGCAUCACUUUCUCCUUUGUCGUCAACUUCCUCAGUUGCUUCAAUGCCGCAACACCCUUCAAAACAUUCUAUGUCGCGUCAUGGCCAUUUCCAAAGUGCUCAAAAUGGUCCCACAACUAAUAAUUUGAGCAAACAACAGCAACAAACCAGCAGGAAACACCCUCAGCAGCAGCAGAAUAUCAAAGUUUCAAAGGGAGUAGGGCGAGGGAAUGCAUUGAAUCAGGACAUGCAGAUGUACCCCUCUGCGUUGAACCAAACCUCAUUAAAUUCAAGAACCACCAUAGCUACAGAAAAAGGUGAUCAGCUGACUAACUCAGUGCAAAAUCAGGGACUGUAUACUGGGUCAGCAACAAAUGAUGUUUGUCCUGCAAAAUCAUCAUCUGCUCUUGAUGUAGGACAGCCUCCGCAAAAGAUGCAUCCUGGCAAAGCUGCAAAAAAGCGACUUAAGCCAAUGGCUCCUCGUUCUGCUAAUAAGAGUAAAGUUCAUAGUAUGAUAACUACAUUGGAGUCAAGCCCACCUGCUGUCUAUCACUCUAUUGCAAUGCCAGUCAUCAGAUCUUCCAAUCACCAACCUCUUCCACAUUCACAGUCUGAGGUGCACACACAAAAAAAGUUAUUAGAUGAAAGUCACACUAAUGAGUCUGAAUUCAAUCAGCAUACUGUGAGCAAAUCUACUCCUAUUGGAACAGUUAAGGAAACAGAUAGUGAGUGCAACAUUGCAAAUAGUGCAACAUCUCCUAAUGUUUCCCAGUUGAAGGCUGCUGAACCAUUCUUUGACUCAGUGGCUUCUCUUCGAACUACUGCUGCUGUUUGUGAGGAUUCUUCUCUAGGUAUUCAGGGGUUGAACCAGAGGCUAUCUUCGGGCGGUUUGUCCCCUGUGGGGCAUGAUGCUAGCUUGCAGUGGGAGGCCCAGCAGCAACAGCAAUAGCUUCGCCUACCCUGCAACAUUUUUGCUGCAGCCACGGGUUUUGCAAUCAGGAAAUAGCAGUUUUCUUGUCCCUGACUCCCAGUUCUUGUUGAUUGGAUUGAUGUGCACCCAGCAAGAUUGGGAAGAACCGAAGAAAUCUCAUGGUUGCUUGUCAUAUCCCUACGACUGGGUUGGCAUGUGCUAAUAAUUGUAGUGUGCAGGUGAAAUCCAGGUUUUGCUAGACUAGGGAUGUCUAUCUGCCGUUGGUUGUAAGUAAGAUAGCACUAGAUAUAGAGGUACAUACGUGUACAGCUUUUUUUCUUUUUUUAUUUUAAAUAUUAACUUUCUUAAACCCUUGGUUCCCCGGUACAUCAAAGGGGUGCUAUUUUUCUUGUGUUGUUAUUUCAGUGGUAGUUCAUUCCAUGGUUUAUGGCUACCACUUUUGUGAGGGGGUAGCUAUAAUUUCUAUAGAAAAAUGAAGCUGGAUGCUGUGAAUAUGAGCCUCUUAGUGUAUACAUACUAUAAAUGCAUCCAGCUUAUCCAUGUUGUGGUCUAUUAUGGUUGCCCUC
This is a messenger RNA of Cuscuta campestris, 2213 nucleotides long. NCBI's taxonomy places the organism in Eukaryota, Viridiplantae, Streptophyta, Magnoliopsida, Solanales, Convolvulaceae. The record is from the annotation of a GenBank genome assembly.